Electrophorus electricus (electric eel) is the source of this 2907-nucleotide messenger RNA. It is a transcript of the gene smg9, whose product is annotated as SMG9 nonsense mediated mRNA decay factor. Gene Ontology annotation, biological process: nuclear-transcribed mRNA catabolic process, nonsense-mediated decay. Lineage: Eukaryota; Metazoa; Chordata; Actinopteri; Gymnotiformes; Gymnotidae. The record is from RefSeq and is a predicted model, not a curated record.
UCAUACCCGGAUUGGGAAAACGGAGCUAGCCAGUUAGCUAGCUAGCAAGCUCUGCUGAACGCUACUAGCAGAGGCAGCGGUUAACGUGACAUAGGUUUUAAUAACAGGUUUUACUCAAGAUGUCAGUUUAAAAGAGAAUAACUGAAUUGCCACACGUUUAUUGUUGCUAGCUAUUUUAGUGCAGUUAAACUGGCAGCUCGCAAAGUAAACUAGAUAAGGUAGGUUAACCAGCCGGUUAAAUUAGAGCUAAUAGACGUCUCCUGUGCCUAUCUAGCUGCCUUAGUUUAAUUUAUUUUCUUGGCUAUAUAAGCAAACUUAAUAAGAAUGUCGGAGUCUGGUCACAGCCAGCCCGGAAUGUACGGGCCAGGCCGGAGAAGAAGGCGACGGCGAGACAGAGACCCAGGGCCUCCGGGACAAAACCUUUCCGGGCCGAGUCGCGACAGGGAAUUUGUGCCUCGUGAACGUAGGGAUGGUAGCGAAGAGCCCCCGGGCCCAGUGCUUCCGAAGACCCCCAUCAUUCUGGCCAAACCUCCCGGAGAGAGGUCCAAGCCGAGUGCUCCUGUCAGUGGCACCCCAAUGGAAAAGCCUGUUAUGCUUAUAAAGCCCAGAGAGGAAGGCGGAAAAUCUGGCGUCACCCCUGAUGCGGCCCCUCCAGCUUCUGGUACCGGAGUUACAAAGUUAGAGAGGGAGGGCCAGCGUCCGACCCAACCCGUCUAUCAGAUCCAGAACCGGGGAAUGGGCUCGGCUGCGUCCAGUGGGGCUGUCGACCCUGUGAUUGGCCAGACAAAGCUCCUCCCACCUGAGAAGAUGAAGCACAGCAUUAAACUGGUAGAUGACCAGAUGAGCUGGUGUGACAGUGCGAUGGAGUAUCUGCGUGACCAGACAGACAUGCUGGUUGUUGGCGUCCUUGGGCUGCAGGGUACAGGGAAGUCCACUAUCAUGUCUCUCCUGUCUGCCAACACACCUGAAGAGGACCAGAGGAUGUAUGUAUUUAGGGCCCAGACACAGGAGAUCAAGGAGAGAGGGGGAAACCAGAGCAGUGGUAUCGACUUCUACAUCACGCAGGAGAGAGUCAUCUUCCUGGACACCCAGCCAGUUCUGAGCCCUUCCAUCCUGGAUCAUCUAAUCAAUAAUGACCGCAAGCUGCCUCCUGAGUACAACCUCCCUCACACAUACGUAGAGAUGCAGUCUCUGCAGAUAGCUGCCUUUCUCUUCACUGUGUGCCAUGUUGUAAUCGUGGUUCAGGACUGGUUCACAGACAUCAACCUGUACAGGUUUCUUCAAACUGCAGAGAUGCUGAAACCGUCAACACCCUCCGCCAGCCACGAGAGCACCGGCUCCUCAGGGUCUGAAGACGGGUCUGAGUACUACCCUCACAUCAUUUUCUUGCAGAACAAAGCAAGCAGAGAGGAGUUCUGUCCCCGAACCCUGAAGGACAUGCACGUGAUUGUGGACACGCUGAUGACACACUCUCACCUGAAGUAUAAAGGGACCUUGUCUAUGCUGGACAGUAAUAUUUUCCCGGGGCUUGAAAGAGAUUACCUCGGGACGGAAGUGAACCUCUUCCUUCUGCCGAUGAUGGAGAGCGAGGGAGACGAGGCCUUGGCCAGAGCAGGCUCUGGGACGACUCCCCUGUUCUCCCUGCUUCCUGGCUACAGGGGUCAUCCCAGCUUCUCCUCCCUGGUGGCCAAACUGCGCAGCCAAGUCUUGGCUAUGUCCCGCAAUCAGCUCUCACACACCAUCCUCACUGAGAAGAACUGGUUCCAUUAUGCAGCCAGAAUAUGGGAUGGUGUGAAGAAGUCCUCGGCCCUGUCUGAGUACAGCCGCUUGCUGUCGUAAGACCCCUGCGGCGGCUGCAGACGGGCCCGCAGACUCGCAGAGAAGAUGGGAAUCCCUCAGCUUCCUGCACCCUGACGCCUGGCCGCACUCAACCGCAGCACGGCUGGCUGUCUUCGUCCAAUAGGUGCCGUAAAGAUCUGAAAGAGUGGGUCGUGCUUCCUGCCAAACCCUCUAACCUAUUGGGAAUGGAAAUAUAGCACGUGCAUGUUCGCUGUGAAUGCUGGAUUGUGAACCAACCCAGCAAGUUGUGAAAUGUGAGUGGUUUUGGAGUUUUUCACUGGGUUGAUGACGAGCAGAUGAUGUGCUAAGGGACUGGCACCAGACUGGCACCAGAGGGGCCUGGCACCAGAUCAUCUCACAACUGUGGAAUCUUCAGACAAAUUUGUUUAUUUAUUUUCUGGAAAAAAAAAAAAACAGUUGGCAGAACACUGUUCUCCAUCAAGUUUGAUUGGCUUAUGUAUUUUUACAGUUUUGAAGAGUUUCACAUAUUUCCUUUAAAUAUACAUUCCUUAAAAACAUUGUUAAAAAUUGUGAUAUGUAAUUCUGCUUCUUAGUAUUAUGAUUUGUGUUGAUUGAAUGAUAGUCAUUUUAUAAUAAUUAUAUUUUAGAAUUUGAGUAUGUAAAAGUUACUGUAAAUCAUUGAAUAAAGAAAAUAAAAUGAUGCAUGUGAACAUAGAUUUAAUGUUAACAAUUUCCUUAAGAACUAUUUUAAAAUUUUGAUGGCUAUCACUAUAAGUAUAUGCUCUCAUUUUAAAAGUGUAUAGUGGGCUGUAAAAGACAGUAGUGGGCUCAGCAGUCAGAAACUAAAAAAGUCAGGGAGUAUUAACCAAUCAGGAAACUUAUCUGCAAGUAGGUGGACCUCCAAGCCUGUCGGUUAGCUUGUGCAUGAGGAAGGGCAAGCUAAGGGAGGCAAUUUGGAUGAAGGCCUUGGGUUUGAAGGAAGAGGUGAACCUGUUCAGUAGUCUGGUGGAAGUUGGCAAAAACUGCGAACAUAACUUAUGGCACCUGUAAGAAUACUUUUGCUACACUAAUGUGCACUGUAUAAGAAAUAAAUGUGGUAAAACCAUU